Messenger RNA from Sciurus carolinensis (gray squirrel), 156 nucleotides. RefSeq names its product mitochondrial import receptor subunit TOM5 homolog. Gene Ontology annotation, cellular component: mitochondrial outer membrane translocase complex. The record is from RefSeq and is a predicted model, not a curated record. Lineage: Eukaryota; Metazoa; Chordata; Mammalia; Rodentia; Sciuridae. The coding region runs from base 1 to 156 and encodes 51 amino acids. The transcript has a single exon.
AUGUUCUGGAUCGAGGGUCUCAUGCCAAAGCUGGACCCAGAGGAGAUGAAGCAGAAGAUGCAUGAGGACGUGAUCUCUUCCAUACGGAACUUCCUCAUCUACAUGGCCCCAUUGCGAGUCACUCCAUUUAUCUUAAAGAAAUUGGACAGCAUAUGA